GAACUCUGACGUCAGAGCCGCGCCGGCCUCAGCGACGGAGGAGAGCGGGAGGAGGUGGUAGCGGCGGGAAGAUGCUGCUCUUUGGCGUAAAUUGCCAUCGAUUAGGGAUCGUUUCUCAGACUCAAGUUAGAAGUGAGAGUUCAGAUAAGUGAGGCCGUCCUUGCUGCUUUGAACACCUCAGAAGGGGAGAAUGGAUUUAUCAGGAGUGAAAAAGAAGAGCUUGCUAGGAGUCAAAGAAAAUAAUAAAAAGUCCAGCACUAGGGCUCCUUCUCCUACCAAACGCAAAGACCGCUCUGACGAGAAGUCAAAGGAUCGCUCUAAAGAUAAAGGGGCCACCAAGGAGUCUAGCGAGAAGGACCGCGGCAGGGAUAAGGCUCGGAAGCGACGCAGUGCUUCUAGUGGAAGCAGCAGCACCAGGUCUCGGUCCAGCUCAACCUCCAGCUCCGGUUCUAGCACCAGCACAGGCUCCAGCAGCGGCUCCAGCUCUUCCUCUGCCUCCAGCCGUUCAGGAAGCUCUAGCACAUCCCGAAGCUCCAGUUCCAGCAGCUCCUCUGGCUCCCCCAGCCCUUCUCGGCGCAGGCACGACAACAGACGGCGCUCCCGUUCUAAAUCCAAACCACCUAAAAGGGAUGAAAAGGAGCGGAAAAGACGGAGCCCUUCCCCAAAGCCCACCAAGGUGCACAUCGGGCGGCUCACCAGGAACGUGACCAAGGAUCAUAUUAUGGAGAUAUUUUCUACCUAUGGGAAAAUUAAAAUGAUUGACAUGCCUGUAGAGAGAAUGCACCCUCACCUGUCCAAAGGCUACGCGUAUGUGGAGUUUGAGAAUCCAGACGAGGCCGAGAAGGCGCUGAAGCACAUGGAUGGAGGUCAAAUUGAUGGCCAGGAGAUCACAGCUACCGCAGUUCUGGCCCCUUGGCCUAGGCCACCCCCUCGGCGCUUCAGUCCUCCCAGGAGAAUGCUGCCGCCGCCUCCCAUGUGGCGCAGGUCACCCCCGCGGAUGAGGAGGAGGUCCCGCUCUCCGAGACGCAGGUCCCCUGUGCGCCGGAGAUCACGCUCUCCUGGCCGCCGGCGCCACAGGAGCCGCUCCAGCUCCAACUCCUCCCGAUAAGCAGGGCCUGGCGCUCACCCUGCACCUUGUGCCCACUUAGCCCAGUUGUCACUUCACUAGCCAAAGGAGGGCCUGUGGGAAAGGAUCCCUUGCUGGGAGCAGGCUUGGAAGCAGCAGAUAAAACAUUUCUUCUGUGGGCGAGUUCUGGCUGCCAAAGUGCUGUGGGAUUGUUCUGUUCGUAAGGUGCCCUGUAGUGUUCUGGCUAGAGUUCACCCCUUCUCUGUUCUGAGAGUGUUCGGUGCAGGGCCAACAGACAAGCCUCCCGGUGGCAGUGCUCCAGCCUUGCCCCAGGGUACUGGGCCAGCCUGGCGGCCUGGUCAUGCCCUUGUUCUUCCUGCAGUGAUUGGCAGGAGAAAGGGACCAAGCUACUGUUCAUGUGAGGCCUGGCCCUGCCCGAGUCCUCUUCUACCCGUGUUAGUUGCCACGAAUGGGUCUGUUUCUCAUGUCCUCACGGUGCCCCUGUCUUCCCUCCUGAGCUGGUGAGCAGCUGAGCCUGCUCUGCAGCCCGCAGAACCCUGUCCCGCCCCACUUUGCCUUUCCUGAUGGUCUUGCAGGUUUGCCUUGGCAACAUGUACAUUGCUCUCUUUUGUUUUUUGUUUUUUGGCUUUUAUUGUACAGUCAGUACUAUAAAAUUUGAGUUUUGUAACUAGCAUUUUAGGUAAGGUUGUGUUUGUACUUCGUUGUGUAGAAUAAAGAAUUGUAUUGAAUAAAUCUAGGAUUGGAAUGCGAA
Molecule: messenger RNA, 1838 nt
Organism: Dipodomys spectabilis (banner-tailed kangaroo rat)
Lineage: Eukaryota; Metazoa; Chordata; Mammalia; Rodentia; Heteromyidae
Gene: Rnps1
Product: RNA binding protein with serine rich domain 1
Exons: 8
Coding region: 191-1108 (305 amino acids)
Biological process (GO): mRNA splicing, via spliceosome
Cellular component (GO): ASAP complex; nucleoplasm; cytoplasm
Molecular function (GO): RNA binding
Source: RefSeq, a predicted model, not a curated record